Molecule: messenger RNA, 4020 nt
Organism: Neoarius graeffei (lesser salmon catfish)
Lineage: Eukaryota; Metazoa; Chordata; Actinopteri; Siluriformes; Ariidae
Gene: nrg1
Product: neuregulin 1
Exons: 10
Coding region: 113-1912 (599 amino acids)
Biological process (GO): nervous system development; animal organ development; activation of transmembrane receptor protein tyrosine kinase activity
Molecular function (GO): chemorepellent activity; protein tyrosine kinase activator activity
Source: RefSeq, a predicted model, not a curated record
GGCUAGUCAACAGUUGGCUGGAGAGAAGCGCGCGCUCAGACCGCGAGGAACAAACGGUUGACCGGUUAAAGCUGAACUCCGUCGGCCUGACAGCACUGAAGGAGCGGCCGCCAUGUCCGGGAAAGGUGAAAAGGGCAAAAGGAGAGACAGGGGAGGAAGAAGUGGCUCGGAUAAGGAAGCAAGCGACGCUCCAGCCACACCCAAGUUAAAGAAGCUGACUAACGUGCAAGUGGAGGAAGGUCAGAAGGUGACGCUGAGGUGUGAGCUCUUAGCCGGCGGCAAAAAGACCAAGCUCCAGUGGUAUCAAAACAACGUCAAGAUUGGCAAAAACGAGACCAGAAAAAUCAAGCUGAGGAAAAAAGGGGCAUUAUCAGAGCUGCAGAUAAUGAAAGUUACAGACUCUGAUGAUGGAACAUACACAUGCAAGGCUGUGAAUGAUCGUGGUACAGAUACACAGAAUGCCACUGUGCAGAUCAUCAAAGCUCCCACCAGCACCACGGCGUCAGCCAAGACGUCUAGUCAUAUGACACGUUGCAAAGAAGAGGAGAAGAGCUACUGCGUGAAUGGGGGCGAGUGCUUAACUGUGAAUGUCACACCAAACAGCACCAAACACCUCUGCAGGUGCCUUCCAGGAUUCACAGGGAAACGCUGUCAAAUCAAAGAACCUGUCAGAGUCUCAAAGCAAGAACAAGCUGAGGAGCUGUAUCAGAAACGCAUAUUAACAAUAACAGGCAUCUGCAUUGCUCUCCUAGUUGUUGGCAUCAUGUGUGUGGUGGCCUACUGCAAAACAAAGAAACAGAGGCAAAAGCUGCAUGAUCGCUUGAGGCAGAGUAUACGGAAGCGAAAUGCCAUGGCUGACAUAGGCAAUGGCCCGCAGUAUCCCCAAACUCUCCAGCAACCACCACAAAGCCUGCAGCUUGUUGAUCAGUAUGCAUCAGAAAACUCCGUCCCUGCUCAGCACGUGAUCGAGAAGGAAACAGAAACUUCAUUUACCUUGAGCCAGUACACAUCGCCGACUCAGCCUCCUACCGCCAUAACUGCCAGCCUCAGCCAGUGUUGGAGUAACAAAAAGCCAGAGUGUGUGGUGUCUGACAGUCGUGCAGUCCCUGGGUUACAAAACAGCCGGAAUGGCACUCCAAGUCACCGCGGGCGUCUAAAUGCCACUGGAGGAGCCAGAGAUGUCAAUGCCUAUGUAAAAAACUCCAGAGAAACAACAGAUUCUUACAAAGAAUCUCCAUACAGUGAGAGGUAUGUUUCGACUGUGACAACACCGACACGCCUCUCGCCUGUGAAGUUGCUUUCCCCAGCAACGCCCUCCUCUCCUCCCUCUGAAAUGUCAGCACCUCUCCCCAGCCUGGCAACCUCUAUUCCCUCCAUGGCAAUGAGUCCAUCAGGUGAGGAGGAACGCCCUUUGCUGUUCCUCACCCCGCCGCGGCUCAGAGAGAAAUCCGAGCCCAGCCGAGCCCAGCAGCUCCGCAACUCAGCCCACUACAACCACGGCCUGGACGAGAUGAGCCCUCCACCCAGCCCGCUACACAUCCAUGAAGACGAGCAGCAUGAGAGAAUGCAGGAGGACGACUCCGUACCCUCUGCUCCACCCACAUCUACUCCUCACAGCCCCACGGCCAUGCACAACUCUAAAAGAACAAAAGCCGGAUCUCAGAACAGUCAGGAUGAGCAGAGUGGAAGCAGCUCUGAAAGCAGCAGCUCAGAGAGCGAGGCAGAGGAAGAGCGCAUGGCCGAGGACACGCCGUUCCUCAUACACAACGCUGGGGUCGCAGGCAUGACUGUGCUGGGGCUGGAGCUUGUAGACAGCAGCAGGACUAACGCCGCACUGCGCCUCUCCCCACAAGACGAUCUACAGAGCAGACUAGCCAGUGUAAUGGCUAACCAAGAUCCAAUUGCUGUGUAAAAGUGAACAUGCCAUAGAAAAAAAAAAUAAGUAAAAGGAUACUUGUAAGAUACUAAGAAUAAACACUAAACCUUUAUUUUCUAUAAAUUAAGUAUUUGAGGGAAAUUAAAAAAUAACUUUUAUUUUAGUUAUGUAGUGCGAAAAAGUCUUUUAUAAAUUAAAUGUGUGUAUAUAAUGUGUUUUGCUUCUGGAAAAAAGUGCCAUUCCUUAUAUAUAAUGUGUGUAUAUAUGGUCUCAGUAUUUCAAAGGCAGAAACAAUAUCAAUGGUGCCUUUAAUCUCAGCAUGGAGAACUAAAGGAAACUGCAUUAUGACACUGAGCUAUAUAUUCAUGACCUUGAGCCAGCAUCUAACAUUGCUACAGAUUACAGUCGGCAUAUGAAGUUGAAAAAUGCAUACCAAUUAUUUAAAAAAAAAAAAAAAGAGUGAAAAAUUAAUCUCAAAGUAUACAACUGAAUUAAAGUUCGUUACUGUUGGUUACUUCUUUCUCAGCUGGUGACAAGGUUAAUAAAGCUCAGCACUAGAAAACAAAUUUAGUAAUUGGGCAAGUGAAAGCUAUGAAUCAAGCCAGUUGAAUUUGUCUAGUUUGCCUGUUACUGAAUGAAUAUAUGGCUCACUACGUCAAUAAUUCAACACAUCCGUUGGCUUCACAGUAAUGCAUUGUGGGGAAGGUACAGCACCAAUAUACAAGCUGGUCUACACAUUGUAAAGUAAACGGCAGAAAAUGUAAGCAUUCACCCAUCAAUAUUCUUGUACAAUGUUCUAUUAUUUCCAAAGUGUCUGUUGUGUUGUUUCAUUUUACCGAUGUGAUCACUUGUGUAACAGGUUCACUCGCUUAACUGUAUUUUGCAGACUAAAAAAUGAUGUCAGACAGAAAAAAAAGAAAAAAAACCACACACGCCUCAGUGGCAAACGCAGACACUAACUUAUAACGAACCUGAAUGGUGGACAAAAUGCCUCUGAAUACUAUUUCACUUUAUUAAAACCCUGUGUUGUACCUGUUUAGUGUGCCAGGAGCCGGAAAGUCUUAAAUGAUAUUAAUCCAGUUCAAAUUAUAGCUUAAUUUUUCAUUUUAACAAAAACGCCCUAAAACAAGUCUUUGUUUGCUUUAUCCAGGGUUUGUUUGUUUUUUUUAAUUUUUAAACUGGAGAAAGUUUUUAUUCGUUUUUCUUCUUCAAAUAAUCCAAAAAAAAAAUCCAUCACGAAAUCUGGCCUAUUUACAUUCUGCAUUUUAUAGUAUUUAUUUUGUCUAUUAUUUAUUUAUUUAUUUAUUUAUUGCUUUGGCCUUCUAUAGUCAGUCAAAUAUAGUCUAUAUUUUAAUAGUGUUGAAAAUAUACGUUUGAGCAUAUAUAUAUAUAUAUAUAAAAAAUCAGUAUAUGUAAGACUGGUUUCACUUUUUCACCAUUCCAUUAUAUUCCCACAUUAUCAUUAUUAUUAUUAUUAUUAUUAUUAUUUUAAUGUUGGAGACCUAGUGUAAAAUGCAAUAUGAAUAAAUUUACAGCUGAUUAUAUUAUCAGUCUAUGGUUAUAUCAUCUAAAACAUUAAACUACAGAGAACCUCUUGGAAAUACCCCAUGAUGCAUUGCUUUCAAACCAAGGAGUGUCUGUCAGAUACGCCUGUCUGUGUAAAUACACCUCUAACAGCUUGGGUUCUUUAAGUAAGACAGUUAAGAGAAAGGUUUGUGGUUUUGGCCCACUUCUUUAACAGUUUGUAUCCAUCUUACCACUGAUAGAUUUGUGACAUGACAAUAGCUAAUUAUACACAAAAAAAUUUUUUUUUCAAAGAUCAAACUGUGUUAUUUUUUUUUUUCAUAUAAAUACUGUGUAAAAUGAUAUGUUAAUUUGCCUGGGUCUCUGUGUCAGCGUGGUCGAUCAUGACUGCACUGUUACAACUACAUUACAAAUGCAAGAGAAACACAAAAUAAACCAUCGUCCAGAUAACUGCAUGAACACACAAAAGGACAAUUGCAGGCAUGUAUUGCACUAAAUGUGCAUGAUCACAGAUGUCAGUCGAACCCAUUGCGGAAGUCACAGACUUGCAGGUGUCUCUACUCUUCUACGUUUCAUUAAAGAACUCUCCAUGUUCAUCUACUAUUGUGUGAAAUACUAAA